This is a messenger RNA of Glossina fuscipes, 2196 nucleotides long. RefSeq lists its product as uncharacterized. The transcript is spliced from 4 exons. Bases 403 to 2169 code for a protein of 588 amino acids. The record is from RefSeq and is a predicted model, not a curated record. Lineage: Eukaryota; Metazoa; Arthropoda; Insecta; Diptera; Glossinidae.
CUUGAUAUUUAUUUCAGUCAAAUUUAAGAUUUCUAAUCAAAGUGUUUAACGUGCCGGAAUUACUUUCAAACGAAUUGACGCAAUCGCGAACAAAUAAUUACGAAUUUCUGUUUCAAAAUUAACAAAAAAAAAAAAAAAUAACAAAAAAAGAAGUUGCAGUGAAAUUGUCUGUCAUGAAGUUAAUCGAUGUUUUUAUUUAUUUGAUAGCAAUUCUAAUCUUUCUUUAUCUAUUGUUGGACUAAAUUUUUCAAUUCAUUUCCUUUCAAUACGCGAAUAAUUUGCACUCCAAUCCCUACAAUAUAUACAAUCAUUUAAAAUCGUUAGAAGAUAAAGUGAAUCGUGUUGCUUAAUAUAUAUUCUCUUUCAAUUCUCUCAUCAUCUGUAAAUAUUUUAUAGUUCACUAUGAAGCUUUACUUGCUUUGCGUUAUAAUUUCUUGUUUCAUAUGUUUGUCGGUUGAAGAGCCCAGUUCGGGGAAGUACGCAUCUCACUUAUACAAGACGCCUUAUAAGAUGCCAAAGGCUCUUAUGUAUCCCCAAAAAAAACUAAAGGCACUAGUCGUGCAAAUACGUAGCGAUCAUCCAGUACCGAUUGUUUUAAAGGGCCGACCACAUCCAGGGCAUGCGCGUAGCCAUAGCCAUGUUCAUCAUCACAUAAAUGCUGCUAAUAUGCAUAUUAGAGGUUAUAGGCCAUUGAAAUUAACCGGACCUUUAUAUACGAAAAGUUCGGCCAUGUUUUAUAAGCCGAUGAAGUUGAAAUUAACCAAUUCGAAGCUGAAAUCCAAAUUGAAACCCGUACAUAAGCCGGCGACCAGUUACGAUGUACCUUUUAAAUAUGAAAUACCAAAUAAGGAAAUCUAUAGCAGUAACGAGAUCCAAAGUUUACCGUUGGAGUCCCAUCCGACUUUUAUAUCUGAUCAUUUCGUACCAAUACACACAAUACCUGCCCCUAAUUUAGCCAUACAAGACAAUCAUAUUGCUCAAGCAGAGGAAAUCACUUCAACACAACCUCUAUUAGAAGCUCAAGUCAAUCUUCAGAACGAAAAUACCUAUCAAGUCGUAGAAGAUAAUACAAACGAUAAAACAAUUGUGAAUUCGUUGACAGGAUCACAGAAAUUGUAUGCGCCUGAUCCGGAUCCGUCAUUGCCAGUGGCUCAUAUUGAACCGGCCACUGAACCUUUUAACCGACCUAGCAUAAAUAAACCCUUGCCGGUCGAUGUACAAAGCAAUCAUUUGCCGGUAGCGCAACCUUUAGUGCAAAUUUUGGCAAUUGAUUCAGCGAAACAAUUCAUUCCCAAUGUCUAUCCUCUGCAAUAUACGCAAGACAAUCAAUUGCAAGUUUCGUUACCGGGAACAGCAGCUCCCGUCCAGGCCGUUCCUAUACCCAUCUACAAUCCUACCUAUCUUGUAGCGCAAUCUAAUCAUUUAUAUAACCAACACCGGCAACAACUGUUUAAACCAUCGUCGGCUAUAAAUGCUGUACCCGAUCUGGGCUAUGCAAACGCUGACAUGACGCAGGAGAUAGCUAGUGAUGGGCAAAUUUUGCAAGCUGCAAAAGAUGAGAAUAACAAUUUAAAUGCAGUAUGGAAUACUGCUCCUCAGUACGCCGCAUUGAUCGCGGCUCCCGCCUUGGAUAAUGAACAGGACGUGGAAAAGGCAUCGUUCCGACUACAUAAUGCCGCUCAACCUACAACGAAAUCAAAUUUCAUAAUUUCGAAUUAUUACGACAAUUCUCAACAGGAUUCUUCCCAACUACUUCAAGCGUACGCGGAAGAAGAACAGGCUGCUGCUCAGAGACAUCAACAAAAACUUUACAAUGAGUUGCAGCAGCAGCAGCAGCAGCAACAACAGCAGCAUCAUCUAAUACAACACCAGGCAAAUAAGCAAAAACCAAUAGAUGCGACUACUGCUUUUCAAGAGCAUGAACGUUUAGUUAAACAACAAUUGGGAGAGAGCACACCGCUUCGCAUUUUUGUGCCCGACGAUGAAGAAGCACGCCUACAAAAACGCUCUAAUAACCUAGUCAAAGGAACUGUCGAGGAUGUUAAUAACAUGCAACUUGCUAAUAGUGAGCAUCAACAGGAAGAUGAUUUAUAUGAAGUCUCUUCGUCAAUGGAUGUCUCAAACGGUGAAAACGCUACGGUCAAAGCAUUACUCGAUAAAUCCAUUUGAAAUCAUACUACAUCUAUGCAAAUGCUU